Molecule: messenger RNA, 2859 nt
Organism: Hyaloscypha bicolor E
Lineage: Eukaryota; Fungi; Ascomycota; Leotiomycetes; Helotiales; Hyaloscyphaceae
Exons: 2
Coding region: 75-2714 (879 amino acids)
Molecular function (GO): protein binding
Source: RefSeq, a predicted model, not a curated record
CAGCUCGCGAUUUUGAUGUCUCUGUUCCCUUUAGAGGCCUUGACCAGCAAUUUCAAUGCCCGGCGAAGCUGGCCAUGGACCCUCUCAGUGUAACGGCGAGUGUCAUAGCUGUGCUGCAAGCUGCGAAUACAAUCGUCUCCGUUUGUUGCGACUUUCGCGCUGCAAUCAACACCCAACCAUGGGCGCUAUCUCGCAUCAUCAGCUCUACCAAUGAGCUACGGCUGAUCCUCAAUCGUCUUGAGCAAAUAGCCAAUGAGUCUGAGUUGAACUUCGACGAAACAAACAUUUCGCGGGUAACCGCCCUGGAAGUUCUUUGCCAGGAGGGAGGAGCAGUUCAAAAUUGUUUGGAGGAGCUGAAAACGCUCGAGAAGAGAUUAGUUCCUGGAGGCUGGGCAGGAAAAGACGGGAGUAAGAGAAGGGCAGUGAUUCAAAGUAUUGGAUGGCAAUUAAAGGGGAAAGAGGCGGAAGAAAUGCUCCAGCGGCUAGAGAGAUGCAAGAGCACUUUGAACCUGGCUCUCACGAUGGAUCAAGCUGCUAUCAUCAAGAACUUGAACCAGACGCUGACGAAUGUUGAUGAGAACACCAGGUCUCUGUUCAAGCAAUUUCAGGACAUAUCAUUAGACGACAGGAAGCGCAGCAUCCUUCAGUGGCUAUCUCCAAUUGAUCCCUCUUUACAUCAUAAAGAGGCUUUAAUGGUCCGCCAAGCGGGCACAAACGACUGGUUCUUAUCAUGCGAGGAGUUUGAGCAUUGGAUAGGGAUUGAGAAGUCCUUCUUGUGGCUGAGUGGCUUCCCGGGAUCCGGUAAAACGAUUUUGAUGUCGACGUUGAUCGACUAUUUGCAGCAACACACUCAUGACAAAGUUCCUACCCUACUCGCCUACUUCUAUUGUGAUUUCAGAAGCCCGGAGACAAGCGAUCCUCUCAAUAUUGCGGGCUCUCUUCUUGCUCAGAUAUGCUUCAAGUUGGGUUCCUUUCCAGCCUCCCUCGAGGCUGCCUUCAAUAGAUGCAACCUGAGUCAAUCACCUUACGGCAAGCGGAUAAACGUGAGUACAAUCACCGAUGUCUUCGUCGAGAUAGCAAGUCAGCAUCGGGUGACGAUACUUGUCGAUGGGUUGGAUGAGUGUCAGAAACGCCAAGAUAUUUUAGUCUUUUUCCGCCAGCUGGGCACUCAGGGAAAGUUUAUCAAGAUACUUGUCAGCAGUCGAGAUGAAGCCGAUAUCCGGGAAGCUCUGUCAGAUGUCCCGAGAAUGCGUUUGGAGGCUUCUUCAGCGUGUCUGGAUCGUGACAUUGACAAUUAUAUCUCCCACCGGUUAGACAAUGAUCGAGAGUUUAAGUGGCUGAAGCCAUCAUUCCAACAGGUCAUUCGAGAGCGUCUAGGCACGAAGUCAAAGGGGAUGUUUCGCUGGGCCCAAUGCCAACUUGAUUCGAUUUCGAAAUUGAAAACCAUGAAAGACAUUAGACAGGCGCUAAACUGCCUUCCUAGGAGCCUCCAAGAAACAUACGAGAAGAUCCUAGAGAAAGUUGACCCUGGGUGUGUCGACGUCGUCAGACAAACACUACAGUGGCUAGUCUGCGAUGUCUCAACCUUCACUCUUGCAGAACUCUAUGAGUCCUUAGCAAUCGAGCAAGGCAUGGACCGCAUUGACGAGGAAGCUCAACUUAGCAGUCCAAUGGAUAUAUACGACAUGUGCGGCAGUCUCAUUGCAUUUACCGCGGAAGGCGAAGUCAUCCUCGCGCAUUUGUCAGUCAAGGACUACCUCCUAUCGGACUCAAUCAAACACGGCAAAGCCUGUGCAUUUUCCCUGUCAGCCCCAGAAGCCAACGCAGAAAACGCCUUCAGGUGUUUGACAUACCUCUCAUUCGCAGCAUUUCGGACCGGCCCCGCUCGGUCAGUAGACGAUUUCGAAGUUCGUCUUCUAAAUCAUCCAUUCUUGGAACAUGCAUCAAAAUACUGGCCCUCAUAUGCCAAAAACGCCGGCUCAUCAUGCGAUGAACUAAAAGCUCAUGUUCUGGAAUUCUUCACCCCACCUUGCCGGCCUCAAUUCAUGAGCUGGCUGCAAGUCAUCUGCUCAGAGGUGAUUACCCCCCGCCAAGACCUUAAAAGAAUUGGGAUCGAGAGAAUGUUUGGUUACAACUACUACCCCAAGCACGCAACGCCACUUUACUACGCAGCAUCAUUCGGUAUCGAACACGUUGUCAAAGCUCUACUCGAGCAAGGUGCAGAAGUCGACGCCACAGGUGGCCUUCUGGGAGCAACGGCUUUCCAUGCAGCUGCUCUACGAGGACAUAUGAAGGUCAUGGAUAUCCUGUUUCAAAAUGGCGCGGAUCCGAAUAAGAUGGAUUUCGUCAAGAUCACGCCACUCAAAUCGGCUGCGCUUGUGGGUAAUGUUGAAGUUAUCAAGUACUUGCUUGAGCAUGGCGCGGAUCCGGAUAUCAUGGAUAAUCGGAAUAUGACUGCGUAUGACUGGGUUUGUAUGUUAGGGCAUGAGGAAGCAAGGAAAGUGCUGGAAACCGUGACGGUGGGAGAAAGUUCGGACUCUUCGGACGGUGACCGUGCGAAGCGGUCGAAACCAAGCACAGCUUGGGUAACAACUGGAGCUGCGUUGCUCCCGGGCCAACGUGGGAGUUCCUCACUUCAAGGCAGUAAGCCAGGCAUCGUGGAAGUUACUAAAACUUGGUCGUCGUCGGCUCACAGAGAUAGCGAUGUACAGUGAGAAAAUAUUGUACAAGGGACGGGUGGAGUGCUGGGGCUUUCCUUGGAGUUGUUGGCGUGGUUUCGUGAUGAGAAUCUCGAGUACUUGGGCAAUAAAUAGAUCAUUUACUUUUCCACAUUGAAAGCAUUUAAUCAUACAAUGAGAU